AUGAUCUCUGGACUCAACGGCGUUGCUGCGUAUCUUGACGACAUCAUCGUCACUGGCCGCAGUACCGACGAGCACCGCCGAAACCUGGAAGCCCUCUUCGACCGGAUCCACAACUACGGCUUCCGCGUUCGCCUACCGAAGUGCAAUUUCCUGAUGCCCGAGAUUCGGUACCUCGGACACAUAAUCGACAAGGACGGACGCCGGCCGGACCCCGAGAAGGUCCGCGCCAUCACCAAGAUGCCACAACCCAAGGACGUGCAACAGCUACGCUCGUUUCUUGGGAUGAUCACCUACUACGGAAACUUCAUCGACAAGAUGCGACAGAUCCGCACACCUCUGGAUGCUCUACUCAAGAAGGACACCCGUUUCGAAUGGUCGCCCGAGUGCCAGGACGCCUUCAAGCGCGUGAAGGACGUUCUCGCCUCGCCGCUCCUGCUCACACAUUUCGACCCCACGUUGGACAUCAUCGUCGCGGCCGACGCCUCCGACUACGGAAUUGGAGCAGUGAUUCUACAUCGCUAUGCCGACGGCUCCGAGAAGGCGAUCUGCCACGCCAGCCGCAGCCUCACCGAUGCAGAGAAGAAAUACGCGCAAAUCGAGAAAGAAGGACUUGGUCUCGUCUUCGCAGUUCGGAAGUUCCACCGCUACAUAUUUGGUCGACGCUUCACGCUUCUGACGGACCACAAGCCGCUUCUCACCAUCUUUGGCAACAAGAAAGGACUGCCGGUCUACUCAGCCAACCGUCUUCUACGCUGGUCGCUGAUUCUUCGUGGAUACGACUUCAAGAUCGAAUAUCGCUCCACGACAAGCUUUGGACAAGCCGAUGCACUCUCUCGACUCAUAUCCGAAGACAUCCAGCCCACGGAAGACAUCGUCAUCGCAAAAAGCAACGCUUGA
Messenger RNA from Caenorhabditis auriculariae, 897 nucleotides. The record is from the annotation of a GenBank genome assembly. Lineage: Eukaryota; Metazoa; Nematoda; Chromadorea; Rhabditida; Rhabditidae.